GCCAAAUGCUCGAACACCUUCCCGCCAAAGCCACGCCCGCACAUUCACAAUAGAUCCACGCUCUCCGUGUCUGCGCCUGAUUCAGAGAAAGAGCCCGCAAGAAAGAGAUAGGAGAGAGAGAGAGAGAGAGAGAGAGGGAGAGGGAGAGCAAGAGAAGGAGGAAGAGGCGAAGCCAUGGACGACGCGCCCGCUGACGCCGCCGCAUCCGGCCGCCGCACGCGCACCCGGGGCACCGAGGCGGUGGCGCGCUCCGCGGCGCUCGAGCGCCUCCGCGCCAUCCGCGGCGGCGGCGCCCGCUCCGCCGCCGCCGUCCAGGUGCGGAUGGAGGACCCGAUCUACGACACCGUCGCCGAGGAGGACUACGCCGCCCUCGUCGCCCGCCGCCGCAAGGACGCCGGCGCCUUCAUCAUCGACGACGACGGCCUCGGCUACGUCGACGACGGGCGAGAGGAGGACUGGACCCACCGCGCCCUCCCUUCCUCCUCCGACGAGGGAUCUGGCGGCGAGGAGGGCGCCCCCCGCAAGCGGAAGCAGCCGCGCCCUCCCCAGGCGAAGCGUCCGCCCCAGCAGUCUGCUGCGGCGGCGUCCCUCUCCGCCGCCGGUGCGAUGACGGGCAAGGAUCGCCUCUCCGCCAUGUUCACCUCCUCCUUUUUUAAGAAGCCAGGCAGCGACCGCACCAAGGGCUCGUCGCUGGCCGCGGACAGCAUCGUGGACGACGUCAUCGCCGAGUUCGCCCCCGACGAGAACGACCGCGAGGAGCGCCGUCGUCGCGUUGGCAGAGUCUCUGCCCCGACACCAACGCCUGCUCCAGUUGCCCAAAUUAAGGCAAUUCAAGCAGCCGUACACGCUGAAAUGGAGGUUAGAUCGGAUAAUGGGUUCGAGCCUGAUGUGGUUUCAGGCCAUGGAAACGAUAUGGAGGUGGAAUUACAGCCAGAGGUGGAAUUGAAGCCUGAUGUGGAAAUGCAACCCAAAUUAGAAGCAGCUCCAGGUUCUAGUCCUGAAUUGGUUGAUGAGAAUAAGAGCUCGGAGGAACUGAAGCUGGAAGCUAAUGGGGAGGUGAAGAUAGAGAAGGUGCACCGUUUAAACGCUAAGAUUAAGGCAGAGGGCACCAGGAAUGGUGAUAUGUUGAGUGCAACAGCAGGUUGGAUGAAGAUAUGUGGGGAGGGGGAGAAUGCAGGAGGCGAGGGAGAGGUGUCUGUUAAUGGUAACACCGAUGUAGAUGAAAGCUCGGAGUUUGAGCUGAAGGAUGGAGCACUGCCGUUCUAUGUGCUGGAUGCAUAUGAGGAGCCCUUCGGUAUUAAUUCAGGCACAGUUUAUUUGUUUGGAAAGGUUGUAAUAGGCAAGCGGUUCCAUAGUUGUUGUGUUGUUGUAAAAAAUAUGCAAAGGUGCAUAUAUGCAAUCCCAAGCAGUUCAGUAUUCCCAAGGGACACAAUAUCAAGGAUAGAGAAGAACUCCACAAGUUCUGAUGCUUCGCCAUCACUUCGAGCAACUUUACAUGAGUUGUCAUCUGGACUAAAGAUUGAAGUAGCUGAGAAGUUGUCUGACCUCAAUGUUUCAAAUUUUGUGAUGACUCCAGUCAAGAGGAACUAUGCAUUUGAGAGGACCGAUGUACCAAUCGGUGAGCAGUAUGUCCUGAAAAUCAAUUACCCAUAUAAGGAUCCUGCGGUACCAGCCGACCUCAGAGGUGAACAUUUCCAUGCGUUACUUGGGACAAACAAUAGUGCACUUGAACUGUUUCUCAUCAAAAGAAAGAUCAAGGGUCCUUCAUGGCUAUCGAUUUCUAAAUUUGUGGCAUGUCCAUCUACUCAGCGGGUCAGCUGGUGUAAAUUUGAAGUUACAGUCGACUCCCCAAAAGACAUUUCUGUUUUGAUGACAAGUACCACACUGGAAGUCCCCCCAGUUGUAGUUGCGGCUGUUAAUCUUAAAACUAUCAUAAAUGAGAAACACAACGUGCAUGAGAUUGUGUCAGCAUCAGUCAUAUGCUGUCACCAAGUAAAAAUUGAUACUCCAAUGCGUUCUGAAGAUUGGCAGAAACGGGGAACGAUCAGCCAUUUUACUGUUAUGCGCAAGCUUGAAGGCAGCAUAUUUCCUAUAGGCCUCACCAAAGAAGCUUCUGAUAGGAACCAGAAGGCUGGUAGCAAUGUGCUGGCACUAGAGAGCAGUGAACGUGCUUUGUUAAAUCGCUUGAUGAUUGAGCUUAGUAAACUUGAUUGUGAUGUACUUGUGGGGCACAACAUUUCGGGAUUCGACCUGGAUGUCCUUCUGCACCGUGCUCAGACCUGCAAAGUACCAAGCAGCAUGUGGUCCAAAAUUGGUCGCCUUAGAAGAUCAGUAAUGCCCAGGCUUACCAAAGGAAACACACUAUAUGGUUCUGGGGCAAGUCCAGGAAUUAUGUCCUGUAUUGCUGGCCGUCUCCUCUGUGAUACCUACUUAUGCUCUCGUGAUCUUCUGCGGGAGGUGAGUUAUUCUCUGACACAACUUGCAGAGACUCAAUUGAAAAAAGACAGAAGAGAGGUUUCGCCACAUGAUAUACCUCCAAUGUUCCAAUCAUCGGGAACACUUCUAAAGCUGGUUGAGUACGGUGAGACUGAUGCAUGGCUUUCUUUGGAGCUCAUGUUCCACUUGAGUGUUCUCCCGCUCACACGCCAACUGACAAAUAUUAGUGGUAAUCUGUGGGGAAAAACUCUCCAGGGUGCUAGAGCUCAGAGGGUAGAAUAUCUACUGUUGCAUUCAUUCCAUGCAAAAAAAUUCAUUAUACCAGAUAAGUUUGCUGCACGCAAUAAGGAGCUGAACUCUGCAAAACGAAAGCUUAAUGCUGAUACCGAAGGUGGAAAUGCUGCUGAUGGUGCUGCUGAUCCUUCCAUUGAUGAUGAGGUGCAUAAUGGUGAUCAAGGUAAAGCAAGAAAAGGCCCUUCAUAUGCUGGUGGUUUGGUUUUGGAGCCUAAAAAAGGUCUAUACGACAAGUAUAUUCUACUUCUGGACUUCAACAGUCUUUAUCCUUCAAUAAUUCAGGAAUUCAAUAUCUGCUUCACCACUGUUGAGCGUUCUUCUGAUGGCAAUCUCCCUAACCUGCCAAAUUCAAAGGCUACUGGUGUUUUACCUGAGUUGCUACAGAGCUUGGUGGAGAGGAGAAGAAUGGUUAAAUCAUGGCUCAGGACUUUAUUGGCCGACAGCCCGGGCAGAUGCUCAGGACUUAGUCCAACGAUGCGUCGGUUGCCAGCUCUUUGCUAAUCAGAGCCACAUGCCACCCACCGCCCUCAAAACUAUACCCAUCACCUGGUCGUUCGUGCUCUGGGGGCUUGAAAUGGUUGGACCCCUUAAAGGGGGAACCCACAAGCACAAAUACUUAUUGGUCAUGAUGGACAAAUUCACCAAAUGGAUCGAAGCCAAGCCGGUUAAAACGGCAGAAUCUGGACCUGUGAUAGAUUUUA
This is a messenger RNA of Triticum aestivum (bread wheat), 3431 nucleotides long. Its product is annotated as DNA polymerase alpha catalytic subunit. Gene Ontology annotation, biological process: lagging strand elongation; leading strand elongation; mitotic DNA replication initiation. The transcript is spliced from 15 exons. The coding region runs from base 175 to 3231 and encodes 1018 amino acids. Gene Ontology annotation, cellular component: alpha DNA polymerase:primase complex. Gene Ontology annotation, molecular function: nucleotide binding; single-stranded DNA binding; chromatin binding. NCBI's taxonomy places the organism in Eukaryota, Viridiplantae, Streptophyta, Magnoliopsida, Poales, Poaceae. The record is from RefSeq and is a predicted model, not a curated record.